Molecule: messenger RNA, 3644 nt
Organism: Strongylocentrotus purpuratus (purple sea urchin)
Lineage: Eukaryota; Metazoa; Echinodermata; Echinoidea; Camarodonta; Strongylocentrotidae
Gene: cnot2
Product: CCR4-NOT transcription complex subunit 2
Exons: 14
Coding region: 59-1792 (577 amino acids)
Biological process (GO): nuclear-transcribed mRNA poly(A) tail shortening; regulation of DNA-templated transcription; regulation of stem cell population maintenance
Cellular component (GO): P-body; CCR4-NOT core complex
Source: RefSeq, a predicted model, not a curated record
UGCCGCAUGAUGGCGCUAAACUCCUUACGAUUGGCAGCCAUUACUACGUACAACAUCAAUGACAAUCUUCAAUUUCAACCAAGACAAUCCAGAUGAAAGAACACCUUUCAAGAUGUCUGGACAAUUUGGUAUGACGCAAGAGAUAAGGAAACCCGGUGCAACAGACUUAACAUCACAAGAAUUUUCGUUAUUAGGGAGUAGAACGAAAGAGAAGACGAGUAAGAUGGGUCCUUACAAGGAAGGAGGAGACAAUGACUUCGGUGAUGCCAUGUUCUUCAACCCUGCAUCCAUGUUCCCUCCUCACAGACCAGAAAAAGAUUUAAUGACGUCGCAAUCCCAGUCUCUCUCACAGUUCUCAGGAAGUUUUUAUGGCAGUCAGCAAGAUGAAUUUGAUUCCUUGACAGGAUUAGGCAUCCAGAAUGCGUUACCGCCGAGAGGGAUGUCCAGUCAGCAGCAGCAGCAGCAGCAAGCCUUCCCUCCUCCCCGGAGUUCAGGCAUGUCAAGCCACUCCAGUCUUGGUCUCCCUACAUCAUCAUCGGGCAUGCCCAUGCCUUCCAUGCCACCUCCUAACCCGGCAUCACCAAACAGGGGGCUGCUUAACAUGGGUCACAACAGGACCUCACCCAGUAUUCUAGCUAUGCAGCAGAAACAUUCGUCAGCACAGCAACAACAACAACAACAGCAGCAACAACAACAGCAACAGCAGCAACAACAACAGCAGCAGUCGAGGGUAAUAGGAAGCGGAGUAACGCCGACCAACUCAAGCGGUAUUGGCGCGUUCAAUCGACCCCCAAGCUUUGGUGGAGGACAGAGCGCGUUAUUAGGCAACUUUGGCGGUUACGGAAAUGCAAAUGACACCUCAAUCCUUGACAGCACGGACUUUCCAGUUUUGGCGGGCACAAGAGGGCGACAAACGGGAGAAUCGUCAUCAGGGAAUGUCAGUUUGUUUCAGCCAAAUCCAAUGGCAGGCAGGCCUGCUUAUGCAGUUGGUAUGGUAAGCAAACAAGCGGAGCCGACCCCGGAGUUCCAGAUGCAGAGCGAGGACUUCCCAGCGCUACCAGGAGCAAACAUCAAGAGUGAACAAAAAGACAAUGCAAGGUUUCCUGGGGACAAGGCAAACAACAACACGGAAGAGAAUGGCAACGGGAAUGAGGUCAAAGGCAUCCAAAUACACGCAGAUGGUAAAGUGAUGAACAUCCCACCAGGAAUGUUAACGGAUCCAUUUGGUAUGGUAGGACUUCUAACCUUCAUCAGAGCAGCAGAGACGGACCCUAAUCUCGUCCAGUUAGCCCUCGGGAGCGACCUGACAACGUUGGGACUCAAUCUCAAUUCACCAGAAAACCUGUACAGUACGUUCCAGUCGCCGAGUUCGGAUGCACCAAGCAGACCUCAAGACAUUGACUAUCACGUACCCCAGGAGUAUCUCACCAAUCUCCACAUACGAGAUAAGCUUGCACCUAUCAAGUUAUCAAGAUACGGAGAAGAUCUGCUCUUUUACUUGUACUACACGCAUGGUGGAGAUGUGUUACAGUUAGCAGCUGCUGCAGAAUUGUACAAUCGUGAUUGGAGGUACCACAAAGACGAGCGAGUCUGGAUCACCCGAGGACCCGGCAUGGAGCCCCAGGUCAAGACGAGUACGUUCGAGAGGGGCGUCUACUACUACUUUGACUAUAACCGCUGGUGCAAGAUGGCCAAGGACUUCCAUCUCGACUAUGACAAGCUUGAAGAGCGCCCCCAUUUGCCAGCAUCCUUUCAUCACAACACCUCGACAAAUCCCGCAUUCCAGAAAUAGUUCUCUCAGUAUUUCCUUUUCUACAUUUUCUUUUCUCCCCUUCCUCUCUCUUGCCUCUCUCUCUAUCUCUUCCCGAACCUUUUUAAGUUUUGUUUUGUUUUUCAUUGUUUUAAUGAGCCCUGUUGUAAGGGUGUUAGAGUAAAAAAAAGAAAUAGGGUUGGGAAUGGUCGUGAUAGAGAAAAGUUUCAGGUAGAGGCGGUUUGUGUUGACAAUCUUGGAACACUGUGAUUUAAUAUCAAGGGGAUUACCAAAUCUAAUGCUGAAGUUAGACUCCAUUAAUCUGUGAUAUAGAGAGUGGGAUUAGGAAAGACACAACCUAUCUUGACACAGGAGAAUAGUUGAAUACACAAAAGUCACAAUGCUUGGGAUGAUAAUGUUGAGUUCUGGUCAUGGGAUUGCAUUGUGAAAGAAACUGUUUAGAAAUGGCUGAAGAUUCGGACUGGUUGUUUGUGAAUUGAGGGGGGGGGAUGAAAUUGUGUAUCAUGAGGUUUAGAAUCACCAACAAGUUUAGAUAAAGAACCAAAUCUUACUGGAUUUUUUUUUUUUUUUAAAUAACUGGACACUGACAUGAGCAUGUGGGACUGCACAUUAAUUUUGCAUUGGAUGUCAUGUCCGAAAUUAUAAACUGUUUCUAGCCAUAUUGGAAAUAUGAGAGCAUUUUAAGCAAAGUCCUUUUUUCAUGGGGAAACUGCUACCAUCUUUUCCAUAUGAGGAUAGAAAGAGUCGUACAAAGUUCAAUUUUUCACCUUACCCAGAAUUCAACAUUCUCUUUCAGCAGAUAUUGUAUAACUGGUAUGUGAGAAAGGAUUGGGGUAGAUUUAUUCACUUUGAUGAUUUUAAGAGCUUGCUGCAUAUUUGUAAACAGUAUUUCGUACAUGAUUCCGUUUUUUGAUUCAGCUGUCGGGUUGUACAGGAUCUAAAUCCAGGUUUUCUUCCUCAGUCUUCAGGUUGGCGUUUCUCAAUCAUCACUUCUUUAUUUCUUGUCAUGGCCUUCUCAUUCUUCACUUACAUUUUGAGGUAUUGUGGUUGAGGGGUUUGACACAGGAGAUACGAAGGACAUGGGUCCAAGCCUCAGUAUAGGACUUCACACUAAACGUCUGAAGUUAUGUUCAUAGGGUCUUUAUCAAUAGGCCUCUGCUGUAAAUUUUGAAGUUGUGGGGGUCUUAAAGGGAUCUAAUAACUUUGUCUCAGAUUCUGAAACAAUAUCCUUGAUUUAGCUCAUGCUGCAAUGAUAAUUAUAAACCUAUAGGUCAGUCAGGAACCCCAUGACUUUUAGAAGCCGAUCGCCUGUCUGAUUAUCAAGAUAUUUGUGAUUGGAAAUCGAACCCAAAUUUUGGGUUAGCCUAACAGUUUUCAUAACACUACAGUUUAUUAAAGAAAACGAGUAUGGUAAACCAGUCAUUCAAAGAUUUUUACGUUUUUGAGGCACUUCUUGAUCAUUUUGAAGCGCAAAUUUUGUAUUACACCAUAUCACAAACACUGAUAACACGUAGGGCCAUGUAUCUCAGAUUUAACAUUGUUAAACCAUGCCUUUGAGUUAACAUUUAGGUGCCCAUGUGAGUCAGACCACAGUAAGUGCUAAGCCCUGCGUAUACAUCUAUGAUAUUCUUAAGCAAGGUAUUUUAUCAACAUUUCUUCUCUCCACCCAUGUGUAUCGACAGGUACAACUUUGGAUACUCAGGCCAUAGUGGCUUAAGUGAGUGGGUAGUAUGGUUACCAGAUGGUAUGCUCUCCAUGGAGCAAAAAGUCAUUGUUGCUGAAUCUGAGACUAGUGUUAAAUGCUACAAAGCGUCAUGAUCAUAUUUACUUGAGAUCUGGUAAACAUGGAAAAUAAAUUCUCACAGAAUCCAAC